Molecule: messenger RNA, 1777 nt
Organism: Camelus dromedarius (Arabian camel)
Lineage: Eukaryota; Metazoa; Chordata; Mammalia; Artiodactyla; Camelidae
Product: keratin, type I cytoskeletal 15
Exons: 8
Coding region: 165-1550 (461 amino acids)
Biological process (GO): intermediate filament organization; epithelial cell differentiation
Cellular component (GO): cytoskeleton
Molecular function (GO): structural molecule activity
Source: RefSeq, a predicted model, not a curated record
GCUUCCCUUUUGGGGGAGGAGACGCGGUCCCACAACACCCGCAGAGGGGUAUAUAAGGAGCUGGUGGCUGGGGGGUGACAGGCACAGUGCCUGGGUCUCAGCCCUGCCCGUGCCUCCCACCAGCUUCUCUUGCACUGCUGAGAGCUUGGGGCUGCUGCCUGGCCAUGAGCACCACAUUUCUGCAGACUUCUUUCUCCAGCCUUGGGGGUGGCUCUACCCGAGGGGGUUCCCUCCUGGCUGGGGGAGGUGGCUUUGGCGGCAGGAGCCACUAUGGGGGAGGUGGAAGCCGUAGCAUCACAGCUUCUUCUGCUAGGUUUGUCUCCUCGGGGUCAGGAGGGGGCUACGGGGGCAGCUUGGGUGGAGGGGCUGGUAGUGGUUUGGGUGGAGGUUUUGGAGGUGGCCUUGGAGGUGGCUUUGGAGGUGGCUUUGGUGGGGGUUUUGGUGGUGGCUUUGGUGACUUCGGUGGUGGCGAUGGUGGCCUCCUCUCCGGCAAUGAGAAGAUCACCAUGCAGAACCUCAAUGACCGCCUGGCCUCCUACCUGGACAAGGUGCGUGCCCUGGAGGAGGCCAACGCUGACCUGGAGGUGAAGAUCCGCGACUGGUACCAGAAGCAGAGCCCCACCAGCCCGGAGCGUGACUACAGCCCUUACUUCAAGACCAUAGAAGAGCUCCGGGACAAGAUCCUGGCAGCCACCAUCGACAACUCCCGGGUCAUCCUGGAGAUUGACAACGCCAGGCUGGCGGCCGACGACUUCAGACUCAAGUUUGAGAACGAGCUGGCCCUGCGCCAGGGCGUGGAGGCUGACAUCAACGGCCUGCGCAGGGUGCUGGACGAGCUGACCCUGGCCAAGACCGACCUGGAGAUGCAGAUCGAGGGCCUGAAUGAGGAGUUGGUCUACCUGAAGAAGAACCAUGAGGAGGAGAUGAAGGAGUACAGCAGCCAGCUGGCCGGCCAGGUCAACGUGGAGAUGGACGCUGCACCGGGCAUGGACCUGACCCGGAUGCUGGCGGAGAUGAGGGAGCAGUACGAGGCCAUGGCGGAGAAGAACCGCCGGGAUGCAGAAGCCUGGUUCUUCAGCAAGACAGAGGAGCUGAAUAAGGAGGUGGCCUCCAACACAGAGAUGAUCCAGACCAGCAAGACAGAGAUCACAGACCUGAGACGCACGAUGCAGGGACUGGAGAUUGAGCUGCAGUCCCAGCUCAGCAUGAAAGCCGGGCUGGAGAGCUCGCUGGCAGAGACAGAGUGCUGCUACGCCACGCAGCUGCAGCAGAUCCAGGGCCUCAUCAGUGGCCUGGAGGCCCAGCUGAGCGAGCUCCGCAGUGAGAUGGAGUGCCAGAACCAGGAGUACAAGAUGCUGCUGGAUGUCAAGACGCGGCUGGAGCAGGAGAUCGCUACCUACCGCAGCCUCCUGGAGGGCCAGGAUGCCAAGAUGGCUGGUAUUGGCACCAGAGAAGCCUCCCUGGGUGGUGGCAGCGGCGGCAAAGUCCGCAUCAAUGUUGAAGAGUCAGUGGACGGAAAGGUGGUUUCUUCUCGAAAGAGAGAAAUCUAAAUACCCAGUGCAAGAGAGACGCCCCCGCCACCCCAACCCUCCCCAUGCUCAGUGGACAGCUGGCCAGAGGGGCCAGAAGAGCAAACUCUAGACCCAGAGGUCCCUUGUCUCCUAUUUGGGUGCUUUGCAUGCUCUCCCUGUGCCCCUCCCCAGCCUUCCCACCUCCUUUAGAGCAGGAAGGUGCAAAGAAACCAUAGUAUUGUGUAACAAGGUCGUUUGUACCAUGU